GAGUUCCACCCCUUCAUCGAAGCACUGCUCCCCCAUGUCCGGGCCUUCGCCUACACCUGGUUCAACCUGCAGGCCCGCAAGCGCAAGUACUUCAAGAAGCACGAGAAGAGGAUGACAAAGGACGAGGAGAGGGCGGUGAAGGACGAGCUGCUGAGUGAGAAGCCCGAAGUCAAGCAGAAGUGGGCCUCACGCCUCCUGGCCAAGCUGCGCAAGGACAUCCGGCCCGAGUGCCGCGAGGACUUCGUGCUCUCCAUCACGGGCAAGAAGCCCUCGUGCUGCGUCCUCUCCAACCCCGACCAGAAGGGCAAGAUGCGCCGCAUCGAUUGCCUGCGGCAGGCGGACAAGGUAUGGCGGCUCGACCUCGUCAUGGUCAUCCUCUUCAAAGGGAUCCCGCUGGAGACGGCGGAGGCCCGGGGCAGGUCGGGCCAGUGCCCCACCCCCACCCUCUGCGUCCAGCCCCACCAUAUCAGCGUCUCCGUCAAGGAGCUCGAUCUCUACCUGGCCUAUUUCGUCCGCGAGAGAGAUUCAGAACAGAGCAGCAGUCCCAGGACGGGCAUUGGCUCGGAUCAGGAGGACAGUAAACCCAUCACAUUGGAUUCGACAGACUUCCAGGAAAGCUUUGUGACCUCGGGGGUGUUCAGUGUCACCGAGCUCAUCCAGGUGUCCCGAACACCGGUGGUGACAGGCACAGGGCCAAAUUUCUCCUUGGGGGAGCUACAGGGUCACCUGGCCUACGACCUGAACCCCUCAAGCACAGGCAUGAGAAGGACGCUACCGAGUACCUCCUCCAGCGGGAGCAAACGGCACAAGUCUGGCUCCAUGGAGGACGACAUAGACACGAGCCCGGGGGGAGAGUACUACACCUCGUCCAACUCACCCACGAGUAGCAGCCGCAACUGGACAGAAGACAUGGAAGGGGGCAUCUCCCCCACCGUGAAAAAGACGGAGAUGGACAAGUCACCUUUCAACAGCCCAUCACCCCAGGACUCCUCGCCGAGGCUGACCAGCUUCACACAGCACCACCGUCCCGUCAUUGCGGUGCACAGCGGUAUCGCUCGAAGCCCGCACCCUUCAUCUACUCUGCAUUUCUCCACCACCUCGAUUCUCCCCCAGACGGCCUCCUCCCUCGCUCCCACCAUCGCCGCCCCCCCUGGGCCUGUCCUACUCUGCACCAGGCACGCCCCCUGCGAACCGUUCCUUCCUCUCGUUUGUUCCCCAGCCUACUCUGCACCAGGCACGCCCCCUGCGAACCGUUCCUUCGUGGGAUUAGGACCAAGGGAUCCUGGGAGUAUCUAUCAGGCACAGUCCUGGUACCUGGGAUAAUCGCAGCUGUGCCACCCCUUCGCCUCCCUUCUCCUCUGCUUUAGGCACCCUGAGAGGAAAAACCACGUCCCAGAGCACCAGGCCCAGCCUUUCGGUGAAGACGGAGAGCGCGAACUAACGACGACGACGACAAACAAAACCCAUAACGGAAGGAAAGAGAGAGGGAAAGGAAGAAGUAAAAGGUUCAAACUUUUUUAAAAAGAAAAAACAAAACA
Struthio camelus australis is the source of this 1538-nucleotide messenger RNA. The record is from RefSeq and is a predicted model, not a curated record. NCBI's taxonomy places the organism in Eukaryota, Metazoa, Chordata, Aves, Struthioniformes, Struthionidae.